AUGAAUGGAACUUGCUGUCUCAUCAAAGCGGACACCAUCGCCCAGGUGAUGCCUCCCCUGCUGGUCCUGGCAUUCGUGCUCGGAGCCUUGGGCAAUGGCCUGGCUCUGUGUGGCUUCUGCUUUCAUAUGAAGUCAUGGAAACCAAGCACCAUCUACCUUUUCAACUUGGCUGUGGCAGACUUCCUUCUGAUGAUAUGUCUUCCCUUUCGGACUGAUUACUACCGGAAAAAUCGGAAUUGGGUUUUUGAAGACAUCCCUUGCCGAGUGGUACUGUUCAUGCUGGCCACCAACCGAGCUGGGAGCAUUGUAUUUCUCACAGUAGUAGCUGUGGAUCGUUACUUCAAGGUGGUGCACCCCCAUCACACCUUGAACACCAUCUCCAACAGGACAGCAGCUUGCAUCACCUGUGCCCUGUGGGCCAUGGUCAUUAUGGGAACUCUGUUUCUGCUGACUGAGAGCCACCUGUGCAUGCAGGGCAGCACAGUGUCUUGUGAGAGCUUCAUUAUGGAGUCUGCCAAUGGCUGGCAUGACAUCAUGUUCCAGCUGGAGUUCUUCCUGCCCCUGGGUAUCAUCUCCUUCUGUUCCUUCAACAUCAUUGGGAGCCUGAGGCAGAGGCAGCAGCUAACCAGGCAAACCCGGAUAAAAAAGGCCACUCGGUUCAUCAUUGUAGUGGCUGCUGUGUUUGUCAUAUGCUACCUGCCCAGUGUCUCAGCCAGACUGUACUUUCUCUGGACUGUCCCACUAAGUGCUUGUGAUAGGUCUGUGCACGUGGCCCUUCACAUCACCCUCAGCUUCACUUAUAUGAACAGCAUGCUGGACCCCUUGGUGUACUAUUUUUCAAGCCCAUCCUUCCCAAAAGUCUAUACCAAGUUGAAGAUCUCGGGCCUGAGACCCAAGCGCCCAGGAGAAUCCAAGACACAGAAUCCAGAAGGAAUGUCAGCAUCAAAACCCUGCCCAAAGAGCAGUAUUGGUAUGGAAAACAGCUCCAGAAGCCAUUCAGAUGCUCAGCGGGACCUCCAAACAUUCUGA
Messenger RNA from Trichosurus vulpecula (common brushtail), 1029 nucleotides. It is a transcript of the gene HCAR1, whose product is annotated as hydroxycarboxylic acid receptor 1. Gene Ontology annotation, biological process: G protein-coupled receptor signaling pathway. The coding region runs from base 1 to 1029 and encodes 342 amino acids. The record is from RefSeq and is a predicted model, not a curated record. Gene Ontology annotation, molecular function: G protein-coupled receptor activity. Gene Ontology annotation, cellular component: membrane. NCBI's taxonomy places the organism in Eukaryota, Metazoa, Chordata, Mammalia, Diprotodontia, Phalangeridae. The transcript has a single exon.